AUGGAGCCAACAACCCUGUUACCGCUGCUUGAGCAGCUAGACGACCAUGUAGAUGACCUGGAAGAAAUCCUGCAGCCCCUUCUGGCCAGUUCCUUGGCCAAAAGUUCAAACAAAUUACCCGUCAUGGACAAGGCCAAACUUCAUGUGCUGGUCACCUACACACUUGAGUCCUUAAUAUUCUCUUAUCUACGGCUCCAUGGAGUCGAUGCCAAGCAGCAUCCUGUGUUCCGGGAACUCACUCGCGUCAGGCAAUACUUUGCAAAGAUCAAGGACAUUGAGACACCAUCUGAACAGCGCUCCAUGACACUUGACAAGGAAGCUGCCGGCAGAUUCAUCAAGCACGGCCUGUCUGGCAAUGAUAAAUUCGACUUGGAGCGGGCAGAGAAGCAAGCCAAGGAGAGAGCCCAGGCUGAAUUCAAGGCUGCUCAGCUUGCCCGGAAGAGCGCCGCAGCUGCUUCAAAAUCCAAUGACCAAGGCGACAACAAUGAGUCCGAGGAAAAGUCCGAUGAAGCAGCAGCAAAAUCCCAGAAGGAGGCCAACAAGAAAAAGAUAGAAAACAAGUCAAUCAGCAAAGGCAAAACGGAACGGAAGGGCAGCAAGACAAACCGAUCUGAAGAGAAAAAGGAACGCAGACAGAAGAAGGAGGAGACCCGGAAAGCUCGAAAGGCUCAAUGA
Messenger RNA from Penicillium antarcticum, 675 nucleotides. Its product is annotated as Sas10/Utp3/C1D family protein. Gene Ontology annotation, biological process: regulation of gene expression; maturation of 5.8S rRNA. The record is from RefSeq and is a predicted model, not a curated record. NCBI's taxonomy places the organism in Eukaryota, Fungi, Ascomycota, Eurotiomycetes, Eurotiales, Aspergillaceae. Gene Ontology annotation, molecular function: DNA binding; RNA binding. The transcript has 3 exons. Gene Ontology annotation, cellular component: exosome (RNase complex); nucleolus. The coding region runs from base 1 to 675 and encodes 224 amino acids.